AAUAACUGUAUUGUUGCAUUGCAUAGUUACGUAACCUACAAGUAACCUAAAAAUACCUGAAGUCUAUCUUUUCACGGUAGUUAUAGUGCAGUUUGUUAUGAAAUAACGCGGGUGCAAUGGAAACCAGUUAUGAUGAGGAUUUGAACGACAAUAUUUUCUACCAAGUUUUACAAACUGAUCACAAGGAAUUGUUUCACAAAGCACUUCUUGAUGGGUGGGUAAUUUGUGUUCCCAGAUCAGGUUCUCUACCAAAGUAUGCUGUGACUCAAGACGAUAUACUAAGUCACAUUUUGAUUCCUAGUGAUGAAUUACCAGAAACGCAUUUUCGAACUCUCAAUGAUAAGGAUAUUACGAUUUGUAAUAAGGUGAUAACAGUGGAUCCCCAUGAUCAUUCCGCUAUCUAUAGUACACAUGUUUUGUUUGAAGAGACUUUUUACACUAGUGAUAUGAUGAAGUACAAAAUUCUAUGCAUUGAGAAUCCAUUACAGAUUUAUACGGGGGUGUCAAAGGAGGAGAGUAGCAGUAGUGUAGUUUCUGUACAAACUUUGAGGGACUGUAUUGAUUUGUUAUGGACUGAAACGGCGGGUAAGGAGGUUUUGGAGAAAAUUGAUGAUAUUAUUCAAAAAUUUCUAGUUGCAAAUGAGAGGCUAGAGUUCAAAUCCCUCCAGAAACAACGUGAUCUAGUCGGAAACUUGUACUCAUCUUGCCUGCAAAUAGUUUUACUUGACAGUCGUCUCCGUGUGAAAACCGCUACCAAUCGUCACUUGUUACAAAACAUCAAAACCAGCGUCGAAUCCUACAUACAUCAUGCAAUCUACAAGAAACUGAUCAAGGUAACUGCCUGUACUGCAUGUGAGGACGCAAAUUUUAAUAAAAUUGUGAGGAAUUUAUCGGAUCUACAGCUGCAGGACUUGGAGGUUAGGAGUGACUUGUACGACACUGUACCCAAGGCAAAGGCACAGAUAGCUAGGAUCGACUGUUAUUGCACUGUGUUGGGUAAGAUUAGUUGUUUACAGAGAACUUUGGCUGCGAUAUCAAAGUGUGACGCUAGUAAUUCGUCGUACGGGAACGUUUUGUCUGCCGAUGAUCUACUACCAAUGUUGGUAUUUUUGGUAAUCAAAUCGGGGUUACCCAAUUGGAUAGCGCAUGUCACAUACAUGAAGUUGUUCAACUUCUCCGCGUCACUCUCUCACCUCGAUCAGGGUAGUUUUUUGGUGACCUCUCUAGAGGCGGCUAUAGAACAUAUCAAAUCAGGGCUACUUCAGGGACCCUCCGAGCCAGAGGGACAACUGAACCUAGACGGCGCAGAGUCAGAUUCUGGAGGCUACGAGAUGUAUCAAGGAUUCGGGAUACCGUCGUCGAUUGACAGGUUGGAUUCGAAAACACGGUCUGCUACACUGUCGAAUCUGUUUGAGUUAGCACGACAGGGGAAUGCACAGGAACUGGAAAAACUGUUGACAGGUAAGGGGAGCGAGACAGACGAUGAAAUGAUACUACUGAACGCGGUGAGCUCGUUGAAACUGUGUCAUCCCCUCUGUUCUUGCGACAAAUGUGAGAGG
Molecule: messenger RNA, 1559 nt
Organism: Nilaparvata lugens (brown planthopper)
Lineage: Eukaryota; Metazoa; Arthropoda; Insecta; Hemiptera; Delphacidae
Product: ankyrin repeat domain-containing protein 27-like
Biological process (GO): neuron projection morphogenesis; early endosome to late endosome transport
Cellular component (GO): plasma membrane; transport vesicle; tubular endosome
Molecular function (GO): guanyl-nucleotide exchange factor activity; SNARE binding
Source: RefSeq, a predicted model, not a curated record